Messenger RNA from Capsicum annuum, 636 nucleotides. Its product is annotated as probable peroxygenase 5. The record is from RefSeq and is a predicted model, not a curated record. Gene Ontology annotation, molecular function: calcium ion binding; monooxygenase activity. Lineage: Eukaryota; Viridiplantae; Streptophyta; Magnoliopsida; Solanales; Solanaceae.
GUUUGUUCAAGAAAAAUUCGAAGAAAUAUUCAACAAACAUGCAUGUACUUCAAAUGGAAACGCCUUGACAUCCCAAGAAUUGGAUGAAAUGCUUGAGGCAAACAGGGAACCAAAUGACAAUAAAGGACGUAUUGCUGCUUUGUCAGAGUGGAAGAUUCUGUAUUUGCUUUGCAAAGACAAGCAUGGAUUACUGAGAAAAGAAAUAGUUAGAGGUGUUUAUGAUGGUAGCCUAUUUGAACAAAUGGCCAAGGACCACCAAUCCAAGAAGAAACAGUAAUUAUAUUAUCUUCAUCUAUGUUGAUUGGAUUCUUUAAAAAUGAUGGCGGGUGCACGUUAAAUCCUUCAAAAGUACGUAAUGCAUUUUUGAAGGAUCCGAUACAAUUGUGAGAUCUGUUUUGGAGAGUCCGAACAAAAUAGACCUUCAUUGCAUUAAUUGUUUCUCAAUUGAUUUUUCCAUUAAUUUGAAAAGAAAUUGGUAUACAUGUAAUUUCAUACGUUCUCAUGUUUUCCUAUCCACAAUAUACAAUGUAAGUACAUUUGUUUUGUAUGGAGUGACAGCUAGAAGCUUGUGGAUUUUCUUUGUAGUUGUGAAACAUUAUUUUCUUUGUACUGAUAAAUGGAAGUGAUUUUAUCUCA